This is a messenger RNA of Hyposmocoma kahamanoa, 574 nucleotides long. RefSeq names its product odorant receptor 2a-like. The transcript has 4 exons. The annotation marks the transcript as partial. Lineage: Eukaryota; Metazoa; Arthropoda; Insecta; Lepidoptera; Cosmopterigidae. Gene Ontology annotation, biological process: sensory perception of smell; detection of chemical stimulus involved in sensory perception of smell. Gene Ontology annotation, cellular component: plasma membrane. The record is from RefSeq and is a predicted model, not a curated record. Gene Ontology annotation, molecular function: odorant binding; olfactory receptor activity.
UUUGCCUACCCCUGGUCUAGAAAGUUAUCCAAAUUAUCGUUUGGCUUUUACGAGUUGAACGACGCAGUGUUGCACAGUCCCCUACAAAGUGAACCGAUUACUUCUAACACAAACUUACUAUGUAGUUUUACAGAGUUGGUGGAAGAUGCAUACCACACCUAUCUAUUAUUCCAACUGAGUGGCAGUGUUGGACUUAUUUGUAUGUCGGCUUUAAGAAUAUUAGUCGUUGAACCAACGAGCCUGCAGUUUUAUUCAACGUUAACUUAUCUAUCUGUAAUGAUAAGUCAGCUUUACGUAUGUUGUUGGUCUGGACAAGAGCUUACAGCGACCAGCGAAGAUCUCCACACAGUCCUUUAUAAAAGUCUAUGGUAUGAGCAGGAUCUCCGCUUCAAACGUGCUAUCUGUUUCGCUAUGAGACGCACGAUGCGCCCUAUGAUCUUUCGUGCCGGACAUUACAUUUCUUUAUCCAGACAAACUUUUGUAGCGAUUCUACGGAUGUCAUAUUCCUAUUUCGCCGUUUUGAACCAGACUAAUCACUAAAUAGCUUUAGAGUUACAAUAUUUCAUAUAAAAAC